Messenger RNA from Drechmeria coniospora, 768 nucleotides. RefSeq lists its product as uncharacterized. The record is from RefSeq and is a predicted model, not a curated record. Bases 1 to 768 code for a protein of 255 amino acids. Lineage: Eukaryota; Fungi; Ascomycota; Sordariomycetes; Hypocreales; Ophiocordycipitaceae. The transcript has 2 exons.
AUGCGCUUCGAUCUCGCCCUCCUCUCGCUCUCGCUCCUCAGCACGGCCUCCGCCAUCGCUCUCGAGACCCCCCGAGACGGCGUGAGGAUAGAGCUGAGCGCUCGAGAUGACCUGCAAAGGAUCAAGCGCCGAGGUGGUGGCGGCGGCAGGAGUCGCGGAUCAUCAAACCGCAACACCCGACCGAACUACAACACCGGCGGCACCUCCAAGUCGGGCACCGGCGUGACCCCCCGCUUCGGCGGCGGUCGCUACUACAGCGGAGGCGCCACCAAACCCUUUGCCUCCGGUCGCCGGAGCGCCUUGGGCAUCGCCCCCAUCAUGCUCGUCGGCGCCGCCCUCGCCUUCUGGCCCGGCCUCUGGCUCCACGGCGCCUGGGUCUACCCCUACAGCCACGUUCAUCACUACCACAACGCGUCGUCGGGCGAGGACGAGACGGCCAACGUCGUCUGCGGCUGCGCGAGGUUCGCCGCCUGCGGCUGCGACGAGAACAACAACACCGCCUACUACGACGACCUCCUCGGCAACGGCUCCUACGCCGCCCUCAACAAGAGCGUCGUCGACAUGGGCGAAUACAACGGCAGCAAGACGAUCCUCAUCAACGGCACCCUGGCCAACGGCACCACGGCCGCCCAGGAAACCCCGACGCAGAGCGCACAGAACGCCCAAAACACAAAGGUCUCCGCCGCGAGCUCCAUCACAUCCAUAGCCCACGCCGCCGGCUACUGGCCCGCCGUCGCUGCCGUCGUCGCCGCCGUCUUCAUGACCUGA